Acytostelium subglobosum LB1 is the source of this 2385-nucleotide messenger RNA. RefSeq lists its product as hypothetical. The record is from RefSeq and is a predicted model, not a curated record. Gene Ontology annotation, biological process: chloride transport; transmembrane transport. The annotation marks the transcript as partial. The transcript has 4 exons. Gene Ontology annotation, molecular function: voltage-gated chloride channel activity. Gene Ontology annotation, cellular component: membrane. NCBI's taxonomy places the organism in Eukaryota, Evosea, Eumycetozoa, Acytosteliales, Acytosteliaceae.
CUACAACAAAGAAGACUAAAAGGAAUGUCAAACUUUAAUCCUCUCAAUGCUAUACCUUCAGCAUUGAGGGAUAUAAACUUGAAUCCACUCAAUCUAAACUUAAAUCCAUUGAACCUGAAUCUAAACGAUCUGAAUCCAUUGAACAAUGAUCGUCGUGAUCGUAUAGCAAGCUUCUUUCAUCAAGGUACAGAUGACUUUAACAGUAGAAUGCAGAAUGUAGUACAUAAUAUAAGAUCAAAUGAAUAUAAGAGAAAGAUGCACAAAGUGUUGACAAAGAUUAAGGAUACAAAGGAGUAUAAGGCAACGUCAAUGGCCGACUAUGACGUAGUCUUUGAAUCCGUUGAUAUGUACUCCAAUUUGCAGUCCGAUCCAACGAUGGAGAAGGACGAUGUCGAGACCGUCAAGGAUCUGGACUCGUACAAACGUCGUGUUCAGCAUUGGUUCAAGAAGGAGCGUAUCUCCACACUGAUGUUCAUCCCCAUCCUGGGCAUCCUAAUCGCUCUGAUGGGCAUCAUGUGUGACGAGGUUCUCAAGCAGCUUAACAACCUGCGUCUAAAUCUAAUGGGCGACGACAAGGACAUGUACAAUUGGAAAUAUGGUCUCAUCUAUGUGGCCUACUGCACAGGUCUUUCGUUUAUAUCAGUCAGCUGCAUCUCCUUUAUCAGUCCGUACGCCGUCGGUUCGGGUAUCCCAGAGAUGAAGUCCAUUCUCUCGGGUAUCAAUCUGAGUCGUGUGCUCGGCUUCAAGACACUGGUGUCCAAGCUGAUUGGAAUGGUGGCGGCCACCGCUGCCGGCCUGACCAUCGGUCGUACAGGACCUUUCAUGCACGCCAGUGCCAUCAUUGCACAUCAGAUGAUGCAGCUCAAGAUGUUCUCCAACAUCAAGAAGAAUCAGAUCGUUCGUUAUCAGAUGUUUAUUUGCGCGUUGGCAAGUGGCGUCGUUGCCAACUUUGGUGCGCCAAUCGGAGGACUCUUAUUCGCCGUGGAGAUCACUGCGACCAACUGUAUCUCUGGCAACCUUUGGAAAGGUUUCCUAUGUGGCACAACAACUGCGAUUAUCUUUUAUCUGUCGCGUCCACUGAUAGGAGGCAGCUACUCCUUCUCAGUGUACACGGUCAACUUGAACGAUCUGCCCACAUCCUACACGAUCACAGACCUCUUGCUUGUCGUGUCCAUUGGUAUCAUCACAGGCCUCAUUGGAGCUCUCUUUGUCUUUUUGUUUGAGAAGAUCGUGCGAUUCCGUCUACGCUAUCCAAUCCUCAAGCAGUCGCGUAUCGGCCUGGUCGUCACGAUUGCCAUAAUGUCAUCAGCCCUCACCUAUAUGGCUGGUCCACUGGCCCGCGAACCAUUCUCAGCCGCGAUGAAGGCGUUCAUCUCGCAUCCAGCCGAUAACCCCAAGCCCUACCUCUUCCCAGCCGACAAGAACGACCCGUACAUCAAUGGAGUAUACAACCUCUUGGUCUACAUUGGACUCAAGCUGUUCCUGACGGCGUUCAACAUUACCAUCCCCAUCCCAGGUGGUGCCAUCACACCAUUCAUUGUCACUGGCGCAGCCAUGGGUCGUCUGUUUGGGAUGACUGUCAAUCACUAUGGCAUAUCCAAGAUCUCGACCGUUGGUUAUGCUGUCAUUGCCUCUGCCGGACUGGUGUCUGGUGCAACCAGAGCAAUGUCACCCUCGAUCUUUGUACUCGAACUGACUGGCCAGCUAUCAUUGCUGAUGCCUGUGCUAAUCUGCUCGAUCACCUCAUCAGCAGUUGGCAACUUCUUCAACAAACCACUCUUUGACACAGCGCUAAAGAUCCAAGGAUUGCCAUUCCUCUCUGCAUUCAGGAGUGAGAAGGUGUACUCAAUGACUGCCAAACAAGUGAUGAAGACAGAUAUCAACUAUCUAUCGAUGGCAAGCACCGUCAAGGAGAUAAAGGAGUAUCUGUCAAAGUUCAGAUACACCUUUAUUCCCGUGGUGGAUUCACAGGAGCAUAUGUUGCUCGUUGGACUGGUGGAGAGGUCCAGUUUGGACGACCUGGUCGACACGCAUAUCCAGAUUGUCGAGGAGACACUGGACAAGAUAGCAAGACAAUCGGAGGAGGCGCGCUUGGAACAGGAUGGCGGUGUUCGCCAGGUGGGAUCGAUCAUCACCGACACAGAUCAACAUCGUGAUCAUCCAGAGGAAGACGAUGACGAAGAGGAUGACGAUGACAAGCAGAGUCUGAUACCUCCAACUACAAGCACAACAUCAACAGCGCAACUAGAGGAAUAUAGAGAGGUUAGCCUGGCAGAGGAGAAAGAGGAUCUGGACGAUGAAGAAGAAGACGAAGACGAAGAGGACGCAGAGGACGAUACAGAGUUAGAAAUAGACACCAACAUACCGAUGAUCAGGACGACCUGA